GUUCCGUUUCUUAUCAUGUGACCCGUCUUCCCAGUUGAAGCCUAGCAGCCAGGGUAGUGUGAGCGAGCCUUCUCUUCCCUUAGCAGCCAACCAAGGGAGGAGUCAGUGCGAGAGUGCGAUAGAGAAACCGAACCAUCGAAGAGCCAUCAAGGCAAGAGAUAAAUCAGUCAAAAGCAGAGCAAAACCGAGACGCGCGUUAGAGUCUCCAAAGCUUAUUUCUCCACCCCUGCCACUGCCUCUUGUUCCGUCCACUCCUCCCGGUCAAACCACGCGGCUCGCUUAUAUAGCGCGGCCGCGUGCUCUGCUCCCGGUUUGGCUUCUUGGCUCUGUUUCCUCGUCUCAUCGUGUGUGCUCUUAUCCUCCUCCUCCUCUUCCACGAGGUAAAGAAAACAACGACGACGACAACAAGCCACAAAAUAUAAACGCACUCGCGCUAGCACACUAGUAGCUGCAGCGAGUACAACGUAGAAGCUAGUGCCUUCACUCGUAGAACUGCUGUACUACUGCCUCCGUUUGGGGUAACCUGUAAUACUACCUGCGACAGACAAGUCGAGGUAUCUAGCUGCUAGCUAGCUCAGUGUCACUUGCAAAGAACCAGCAGGGAGACAUGGCACUGACAGUGUUCGAGACCACCGAGCAGCCGCUCCCAUGCUACGCCGUCGAGCAGGGCGGCGACGGCGGGAAGGUUGUUGCUGCCGAGAAGGCUGCUUUGAUGCUGAAAGAGACGGACCACGGCGGCGACGACGAGCGGCUGGAGAGGGACGACAUAUGGAACAUGAUCCAGGCGAAGAAGCCGCCCGCCGCGCCGAGGCAGGCGCAGCCGUACGUGCACCCGCUCGUGCGGCGCUCGUCGAGCCUGCUGACCCAGAAGAGCCUGGAGAUCUGCACCGAGAGCCUCGGCUCGGAGACGGGCUCCGACGGCUUCUCCGACGCAGACAGCGCAACCGACCACUCGUGCCCGGGCUCCGACGAUGAGCGCGAGGAGAGCGCGGACGAGGUGGCCGCGCGCGCGCCCGCGCCCAGGGCGUUCCCGCCGCCGCUGCCGUCGCUGGCGCGGCGCACGGUGGGGGCGCUGCAGAUGAGGCAGCACCGCCAAGACGGCCGCCUGGUCGUCCAUGCUGUCCCCAUGCCGUCGUCCACCCUGUUCCGCGCGCAGCGCAGCGGUGGGCGCCUGCUCCUGUCGUUCGCCGACACCGCCGCCCCCACCUCGGACGAGCUGGACAGCAACGACGGCCAGCUGGAGCCCGAGCAGCAUGCCGACGAGCAAGCCCAUGAGGAGGAGGACGAGGAGGAGGAGGUCGAGGUCGUGGACCGGGGCACCGUCGUGGAGUUCAAGGUGAGCACACAGCCGCAGGCGCGCAGCGGGAGCGGCUCGAGGGUGCACCGCUCCGCGCUCGUCAUCAACAAGUUCGUGGGCGCCGAGCCGGGCGCCACCUGUGAGGAGAUCAACGACGCCGCCCCUGCGGCACCACAGCACCUGCCCAAGCCCCCGAGGCGCUCCACCGGUUCCACCACCACGGCGGUCGCGGCCCUGGCCGCAGCCUCAGCGCUGAGCGCGACCGCCGCGCCGGGGGGCAAUGGCGACGACGUGGUCCCCGGCGCCACGUGCGGCGAGAACAAGCUCCUGAUGACGGCGAGGCGGCGGCGCAGCAAGGAGGAGCUGCUGAAGCACAUGCGCCGGUGCGGCGAGCUGAGCGGGCGACGUCUCUUCGUGUGGGAGGGAUUCAUCACCACCUCCUCUUGAACCCCGACCGCCGUACGCGCUGGGCUGGCCACGUAGCGGCGGCCGCCGGCGCCUCUUCUUUUGCCGUUCCAUUCUAUGCUUCAAUGAGUGCCCUGUUUGUUUGCAGCAGCUGCUGCUGAUGUAACGUAUGUACGUGAUGUCAUGUUGUUGUUAGUAGUAAGUGAUGAUCAUCACGUGAUCGGUGUGCUUAGCCGUGUGUGUGAGAGAGAGCGCGCGCGCGCUAGAUUGGGGUGGUAUAUAUAUCCCCGUGCGUGCCCUGCAUGUUGUAUCUACUACGAUUUACGUGCUGCUACUACCACUGGUGGUCUUUGUUUAUGAUUGAGAUAGACGUUUUUGA
This is a messenger RNA of Phragmites australis (common reed), 2081 nucleotides long. RefSeq lists its product as uncharacterized. Lineage: Eukaryota; Viridiplantae; Streptophyta; Magnoliopsida; Poales; Poaceae. Bases 608 to 1744 code for a protein of 378 amino acids. The transcript has a single exon. The record is from RefSeq and is a predicted model, not a curated record.